Messenger RNA from Panicum hallii, 1532 nucleotides. RefSeq lists its product as uncharacterized. Lineage: Eukaryota; Viridiplantae; Streptophyta; Magnoliopsida; Poales; Poaceae. The coding region runs from base 16 to 1314 and encodes 432 amino acids. The record is from RefSeq and is a predicted model, not a curated record. The transcript is spliced from 11 exons.
GACCAGGGAGGGAGAAUGUGGUGUGGUGGGGAGAGAAGCUCGCGCGCCAGCCGCGGAGCCUCCCGCCCGCAUACGCCACCCGCAUACGGCCAGCCAUCACCAUGCCACGGGCUUUAUCUCGGCCUCCCUGCUGGGCCAUCCGUAGCCCACUGGAGGCCCAGAAGGGCGGUGCUGUGCGUCGUGUCGCUGCGGAGUCCACACACAGCAGGUGACAGACAGGCCGCGGCUCAGUCAGGUGAGGUCGCCGCCGUCCACCACCACCGGAUCGAGAGGAUGAGACCACCGGUGAGCAGGGGGGCCUUCGCGUCCGUGCUGCUGGGGCGGCGCGCGCUCGGGGCUUCCCUGGUCGCCGCCCGCUGCGCCUCCUCGGCCGCCUCCCCUGCCGCCGCCGUUACUGCCUCCGACCAUGCAUCCUUUGUUAAGGAAAUCGCCGCAACGGAUCCCCCGGAGCAUCUCAACUCUCUCUUGAAUGUGCUUCAGGCACGAGGUGAAAUGAUUGUUUCUCCUGGAGCAAAAAGAGGCUUGAUUCCGGUGGUUAUUCCCUUAUCAGAAAGUCCAGCAGGUAAUUUAACAUCCCUACUUAGAUGGCCAACUGCUCCAACUGGGAUGGAGAUGCCUGUAGUGGAAGUUCGUAAGCAUGGGUUGUGGCUUUUGGCUAAGAAUGUGAAACAAUAUAUUCACAGAAUACUUGUUGAGGCUGACAUCAAUGCUAAUGCUGGUGACGAUAUAUGGGCUGCUGUGGACGAAGCUGGUGAAAACCUUUACACUAAAGGUGACUUCAAAGAGUCACAGCUGGCGAAUCUUGAUGUCUAUUUGUUGAAGAAGGUUGGACUUUUCCCUGACGUUAUAGAGAGGAAAACAUUACACCAUCUGGGAAAAGGAGAUAAUGUCUCAGCUCUUAUCACUGGAGAAUUCUACACUAGAGAUCAAUUUCCCGGAUUUGGAAGACCCUUUGUGUUCAAUGCAGAGAUUUUAAAAAGAGUCGGGCGUACAUCUGAAGCCAAAGAUUCAGCCCGUGUGGCUUUGAAGUCACCAUGGUGGACACUAGGCUGCAGUUACGAAGAGGCUGCUGAAUUAGCUGGGUGGGAGGAUGAGCAGAUCGAAUUUAUAAGAGAGAAGAUAACCGAGGAGGGUAAGCGUGAGGAUCUGAAGAAAGGGAAAGCUCCAGAACAGGUGGUCCUUGACGAGGCAGCAUUUCUAAUGGACUUAGCAUAUGUGGAUGGUAACUGGGAUGAUGUGGUGGACCGGAUUGCUGAGUGUUACAGAGAAGCUGGGCUUGAUGACAUUGCAAAGUUCAUUGCCUACAGGGAAUAGGUGUUAGGUUCCCUAUGCUUUACAAUUUUAUUGAAGCAAUUUUGGCAAGCUUUCUAUUAUUCAUAAGAGAAAUUGUUCCAACCUGUUGAAUUUAGGAAUAAUACUUCCCCUUCACACAGGCGCUAGCUCAUGGAUUUCUGUCGUCGUUUAGUGAUUGGCACCAUAAUAGACAUGUCCUUGUUUUGUCUAGCUCCCAACACAAGUUUUUGUUUUUGCCA